This is a messenger RNA of Suillus subaureus, 468 nucleotides long. RefSeq lists its product as uncharacterized. The annotation marks the transcript as partial. The transcript is spliced from 2 exons. The record is from RefSeq and is a predicted model, not a curated record. NCBI's taxonomy places the organism in Eukaryota, Fungi, Basidiomycota, Agaricomycetes, Boletales, Suillaceae.
GCUACCCAGCAGCUAUCAGAGUGGCACAACAGUGUUGGCACUACUGCCAUCACAGUACUUACGCACUUCAUGUCAUCACAGGAUGAUGUGGAGACUGAUGAGGAUUGCAAAAAUCUUGCAAAAAACUUACAUCUCAAGUUAGCUUUCUUGUAUGGGACCGUCACUGAGGACAGCAAAUUCAAGCAGCCUUUUCAAUCUGAACUCCUCAUUCAACGGCAUGUAUAUUCAUUCUCCCGUCAUACCACGACUAACUCAUUUCUCGUGUUUCAGAUGGAACGUGCCCUCAAUAUUUUCAGUGGGGACAUGUGCGUCAGUGAACUGAAAGUCAACAGCAAAGGAAAGGCCAUCAAGGUCCCACACACCAUGAACAAAGCCUCAGGCAAGCCCAGUAGCACUCUCAAGGUGUUUUCGGACACAAACUACAGUGAGGUGACCAGGGGAUACAUGAAGUCUAUCAACCACCUCUGA